This is a messenger RNA of Nicotiana tabacum (common tobacco), 2154 nucleotides long. NCBI's taxonomy places the organism in Eukaryota, Viridiplantae, Streptophyta, Magnoliopsida, Solanales, Solanaceae. The record is from RefSeq and is a predicted model, not a curated record.
AUGGACUCGGAGACAUCUUCAGCUCUUAUGGACCCCAAUAGGAUGGCACUUCUCAAGUCAGCAACUAAUCAUCAAGGCCAGUUGCUACAAGGAAAUUCAGGGAACAUGUCUGCAGCAUUGCAGCAACUACAAGGACGGUCUCAGCUGGCAACUGAUGUUAAAGGGGAAAUGAACUUGGGUGGCACUCAGAAGUCUUUGCCCAUGGAUCCUUCAUCAAUUUACGGGCAAGCAAUUCUUCAGUCAAAGGCUGGACUUGGUGCAGGGUUGAACCAAGGUGUCACUGGUCUACCAUUGAAGGGUUGGCCUUUAACAGGAAUCGACCAGGUAAGGCCCAGCUUGGGUUUGCAAGUACAAAAGCCCAACUUACAGACCCAAAAUCAGUUUCUUUUGGCAUCACAACAACAACAGGUCCUAGCUCAAGCUCAAGCCCAAGGUAACCUUGGAAAUUCACCUAAUUAUGGGUUCGGUGGAUUACCUAGAGGAAACUUUAAUGCUAAAGAUGGUCAACCUCCAAGGAAUGAUGGAUCCAUUUGCUCUCCAGUACAAUCAAAUUCACCGAAGAUGAAAAUGUCCCAAAUGCAGCAAUCUUCCUCUCAACAACAGGACCAGUUGCAGCAGCAACAACAGCAGCAGCAACUGCAACAGAACAACAGAAAAAGGAAGCAACAUUCGUCUUCUGGACCUGCUAAUAGUACUGGCACGGGUAACACUGUUGGGCCUUCACCAAGCUCACCAGCAUCAACACAUACCCCAGGUGAUGGGAUGACUAGCGUGUCAAAAGGCUUGAUGAUGUAUGGAGGAGAGGGAGCUGGUGGUAUUGCAUCUUCUACGAAUCAGCUGGAUGACUUAGGGGAGACUUUUGGAGACAUUGGUUCUUUCGAAGAUAAUGUGGAAUCAUUCCUGUCAAAUGACGGGGGAGAUGGAAACAUCUAUGGCACAUUGAAGCAAACUCUUACUGAGCACAAGCCUGAUUCUUCAAAAGGUUUCUCCUUUGGUGAAGUUGGUUGUAUACGCACCAGAAAUAAAGUGACUUGCUGUCAUUUCUCAUCGGAUGGGAAGUUGCUUGCUAGUGCUGGGCACGACAAGAAGGCAGUUCUUUGGAACAUGGAUACUCUGCAAACACAGAACACCCCUGAGGAACAUCAAUACUUGAUUACAGAUGUCCGCUUCCGGCCUAAUUCUUCUCAACUUGCAACUGCUUCAUUUGACAAGUCUGUGAGAUUAUGGGAUGCUUCCAAUCCUAGCUAUUGUUUGCAAGCUUAUACAGGGCAUACUUUUCAUGUUAUGUCGCUUGAUUUUCACCCGAAGAAGAACGAUCUCUUCUGUUUUUGCGAUAGCAACAAUGAGAUUCGCUACUGGAGUGUUAGUCCAUUUUCAUGCACUCGGGUGUCCAAGCAAGGAGGCAGUGCACAAGUGAGGUUUCAGCCAAUGACCGGCCGUCUGUUGGCUGCUGCUUCAGAUAAGGUGGUUUCCAUCUUUGAUGUCGAAAAUGACCGGCAAAUUAAUUCCUUCCAGGGACAUCCUGGAGUGGUGAACUACCUGUGUUGGGAUCUAAAUGGUGAGUUAUUGGCAUCAGUUAGUGAGGAGUCUGUCAAAGUUUGGUCAUUGACCACCGGUGACUGCAUUCAUGAGCUAAGUGCUACCGGGAAUCAGUUCCACUCUUGUGUUUUUCAUCCUAGUUAUUCAGCUUUGUUGGUGAUCGGAGGAAUGAGGUCUUUGGAGCUGUGGGACAUGGUUGAGAAUAAAAGCAUGACAGUUCCAGCACAUGAUAACAUUAUCGCUGCUCUAGCACAAUCACCAGCGACUGGAAUGGUUGGUUCUGCAAGUCAUGACAGUUCGGUCAAGUUAUGGAAAUGAAGGAGAUAGGAUUCCAUAUCAAAGAUUUCAUCAUAAGAACAGUUGGCAUUUGCUUGUAUUUUAAGCAUGUAACAAAAAAUAUUUCUAGGCAUCUUUAUAGCUUGUUGUUUUUGAUAAAGAAUAACCAUGUUUGUGCUUGUUAUAGUAAAAUUAGAGAGAGGUUUGCGGUUGAGAAGCAAGUUGCACUGAGCCGUAAUUCUGUAGUGUUAAGAUAAUUUCUUCACCCUUAGGGUGAGUAUUUCCUCUUAAGAUACAACAAGCGUUGUGGUUAAUUGAAUGCGUAAAGUUCUUUCGUUU